Molecule: messenger RNA, 1485 nt
Organism: Lasiodiplodia theobromae
Lineage: Eukaryota; Fungi; Ascomycota; Dothideomycetes; Botryosphaeriales; Botryosphaeriaceae
Product: Alpha-galactosidase
Exons: 2
Coding region: 1-1485 (494 amino acids)
Biological process (GO): carbohydrate metabolic process
Molecular function (GO): alpha-galactosidase activity
Source: RefSeq, a predicted model, not a curated record
AUGGCUUCCUCCUCGCUCUCCGCGGCCUUCGCGGCCUUGCUCGUGGCCGCCAAUGCUCAGGAUGUGGUAAUCCCUGGCUCAACCUCAUACAACGGCCUGAACCUCGUCCCCCAGAUGGGCUGGAACAAUUGGAACGCAUUCCACUGCGACGUUUCCGAGGAGCUCUUGCUGGACACGGCACAGUCCAUGGUCGACUUCGGCCUGCGUGACCUGGGCUACAAGUACGUCGUUCUCGACGAUUGCUGGUCCGCUGGUCGCAACGACUCUGGAUAUCUCGUCCACAACUCGAAGAAAUUCCCCAAUGGCAUGAAAUAUGUUGCCGACAAGAUCCACGACCUCGGAAUGCUGUACGGCAUGUAUAGCUCCGCUGGUGUCUUCACCUGCGGCCGCUACCCGGGCAGCCUGGGCUAUGAGGAGAAGGACGCCGACCUGUUUGCAUCCUGGGGAGUCGACUACCUUAAGUAUGACAACUGCUACAACCAGGGCCAGUCAGGUACCCCAAAACUCAGUUUCGACCGCUACAACGUCAUGAGCAAGGCUCUGAAUGCCACCGGUCGCCCCAUGGUCUACGCCAUGUGCAACUGGGGCAAUGAUGACCCCUAUGACUGGGCCUACACCAUUGCCAACAGCUACCGCAUGAGCGGUGACAUCUACGACAGUUUCCAGCGUCCUGACGACCGCUGCCCCUGUACCGAGACUCCCUGCAAUUGGCCCGGUUACCAUUGCUCCGUCAUGAACAUCCUGAACAAGAUGGCCCCCAUCGUGUCUCGCUCGCAGCCCGGAGCAUUCAACGACAUGGACAUGCUUGAGAUCGGAAACGGCGGCCAGUCCGACUCGGAAUACGUCCUCCACUUCUCCAUGUGGGCGCUGAUGUCGUCGCCCCUGCUCAUGGGCACCAACAUCCCGACCCUGUCGCCGGCCAACCUGGCCAUCUACUCCAACCCGGCCGUCAUCGCCCUCAACCAGGACCCGUCGGCCGGCGCGGCCAACCGCGUGUGGCGCCACUAUGUCGACGACGUCGAUGAGGACGGCAUGGGCGAGAUCCAGCUGUGGGUGCGCGGCCUCAACAACGGCGACAAGGUCGUCGCCCUGCUCAACACGGGCAACAGCUCCCGCACCAUGAACGCCACCAUGCGCGACAUCUUCCUCGACGAGGCUACCGCCGGCGCCUACCUGCCGCCCGCGGAGCUUAGCACCACCUGGGACAUCUACGACCUCUGGGCUAACCGCAUGUCUGAGGACGAGGCUGCGACCAUCUUGGCGGGCAAUGCUACGGAGAUUGCGGAGGAUAGUGUUACCAGGUAUAACUCGACGAAGCUGAGCUAUGCGGAUGGCUUGAAGGCGAACCAUACCGCCCUGUUUGGAAAGAAGAUCGGCCAGCUGCUGCCUGGUGGGACUUUGGAGGCUGAGGUGGAUAGGCAUAGCUUGGGCCUGUUUAGGCUGAGGCCUGUGGGUGGGAAUCUGAAGAAGAGGGAUGAGUUGUGA